Molecule: messenger RNA, 831 nt
Organism: Pelodiscus sinensis (Chinese soft-shelled turtle)
Lineage: Eukaryota; Metazoa; Chordata; Testudines; Trionychidae
Source: RefSeq, a predicted model, not a curated record
AUGCCUAACACAUCGGUUGGGAACAUCAGUCUAUUGAUUAGUAUUUUAUAUAAUCGGCACCUUCACACGCCCAUAUACUUCUUCCUCACCAACCUCUCCUUCAUUGACGUGUGCCACGCCUUGGUCACUGCACCCAAGAUACUGUUUGACUUCCUUUCCAUAAAGAAGAUCAUUACCUUUGGGGUUUGCUUGGUACAGAUGACCUUCCUCCACCCUUUUACCUGCGUAGAGGUCUUCGUCCUCACCAUCAUGGCCUAUGACCGCUAUCUGACCAUCUGCAACCCUAUGCACUACCUCACCAUCAUGAACCACAAGGUCUGCUUGCUGCUGGCUGGUGGAUGGCUGGGCAGGACCAUGCACUCCAUAGCUCUGACCUGCAUGACCAUCAAUCUACCCUACUGUGGGUCCCGGGAGAUAGACAAUUUCUUCUGCAACUUGCCGCCGGUCAUCAGGCUGGCCUGCACCGACACCUACAUCAUCGAAGCACUCAUCAUCACCAACUCGGGGCUCAUCUCCAUGAUCUGCUUCGUGGUGCCGGUAGGUUCCUACAGCAUCAUUCUGGUCUCCUGGCAAAACCGCUUCUCCGAGAGGCGGUGCAAACCCCUUUCCACCUGCAUCGCCCACCUGACCGUGGUGACGCAUUUUCUGGGUCACUGCAUCUUCACCUACUCCCGCCCUUCCAUCCGCUUCCCCGAGGACAAGGUGGUGUCGGUGUUCUUCACGGCCAUCACCCCCUUGCUCAACCCCAUCAUCUACUCCCUCAGGAACGAGAACAUGAAGCGGGCGCUCAGUAAUCUCCUGGGGAGAAAGGUGGAUGCCGAGGAGAAAUAG